Molecule: messenger RNA, 2967 nt
Organism: Symbiodinium sp. CCMP2592
Lineage: Eukaryota; Dinophyceae; Suessiales; Symbiodiniaceae
Source: the annotation of a GenBank genome assembly
AUGGAUUCGACACCCGUCUUUGCGCAAGCGACUGGGCAAAUCUUUGCGCAAGCGACGCGAAUUUCUUUGCGUAAGCGACGGUGCUGCCGUUUCACCUACCGGCGACCCUGGCUCACCAAGUACUUGAACAUGGUGCUGCGACAAAAGACGAUGGAAACAACGAAGUAUGAGCCAAGGUGGGCAACGCUGGGAGUCUUUAAGGCAGCUGAUAUUCCCCCUCAUCGUGACCUACGGAACAAGCCUGGCAUGCCAAACUUCGUAAUGGAGGUGGGCGAGAGGACUGCAGAAGGGUUGUGGUUGUCAGACGCUCAUGAGGUAUGUGAAGGUGAUGGUACUGGUGGUGUAGACUUAAGUCAAGAGCUUCCUGAUGGCACCGUGGUUGAAGGAAGAGUGGUUGAUAUCAAGAACAAAGUGGCGGUGUUUGACCCAAAGAAGUUCCACUCUUAUGUUCAAGGAGAAGAUGAAGGUCGAUGGAUCAUAGCAGCUUUUACCCCAUUGAACGCGGAGGCCAUCCCCGUGAGUGCUGCAGCGUUUCUCAAUAGGUGUGGGUUUCCACUGGAAGGUACAGGAGUUGAAGUACAUGAUGUGGAAGAUGAGCCGUUGAGUAACUGGGUCAGUGAUACUGAGGUAGCCACCGAUGAGGAGGAGGAUGAAGACGAGUUAGAGUACCGGGCGAGGGUUCUACGUUGUGAACUUCAGGAGGAGACGGACGAGAGUGCAGCUUCCGCCUACCACAUCGCAAUGCAGCGGGACUUUGAGCAGUGUGUCCAUGACCUAGAAAUGGAACGGGUUCGCGCAUUGAAGAAAGUCAUGAAGGUUUCGCCAGCCGAAGCAAAAGAUGUUGAAGUGGAGGAGCUGUUAAAGACUUUAGAUGGUCACCUUGAAGUAGUGCAUAACGUUAGCCUGCCGGAAGUCAAGAAGUACAUCCACCUAUGGAAGGAGGCAAUCCUCAAGGAGGUCAAUGCGUUGAUGGACUCGGGAACAGUGACGCGUCUGUCUCCAGAGCAAACACGCGAGUUGAAGAAAUGUGGGCUUACGGUGCUGCCUGGAAAGGCAGUAUUCACUGUCAAACCUCCAGCAGAAGCUCAAGGACCUGCCCGGUUUCGUCGCAAGUGCCGGGUAGUGGUUUGCGGCAACUUUCUGCCGGCGCAGGGACAGAAUGUGUACGCGUCGGGUACUUCAGCCGACACUUUACGCAUCGCGAUAGCGAUCGCGGUGAAGAUGGGCUGGCGGAUCGGCAGCACCGAUGUGGCGAAUGCUUUUACGCUGGCGCCAAUGCCAAGGGAGCUUCUAUAUGCGCUGGUUCCUCCAACGAUCGUGGUGUUAGCCGGAGCUGCAGCCCCGGGAGAAACGUGGCAGAUCACACGGGUGCUUUACGGUUUAAGAGAGGCUCCGAGACUUUGGGGUGACUUCAGGAAUCGCAAGUUCGUUGAUGCGGUGAUCCAUGUGGGAGACAAGGUUGUGGUGCUGACAGCAACGACUACCGAUGAGAACCUAUGGAAGGCGACCUAUCAAGGGGAGGAUCAGCUACAAGGCCUCGUUUUGGUGUAUGUAGACGACAUCUUGAUGAUGGGAGAAAAAACCUUGGUUGAGGCGAUCUACCAGUGGUUGGUGAAGGAUUGGAAGUGUUCAGACCUGGAAUGGGCUGAGGAUGGGUCGCUCAGGUUUCUUGGUAUUGAGUUGCGGGUUUGUGGAGAAGGUGUGCAUCUAUCCCAAACUGGCUACGUACGUGAUCUACUACGACAACAUGGAGUCCCUGAAGAACCAGGUCUAGGUCUCACUGUACCAUGCAACCGAGAGUGGCUGCAGGAUGGAGAAUCCGACGAAGAACCGGAACCACCCCAAGAAGCUGAAGUGAAGUUGGCUCAGAAGGCAACGGGGGAGGCUUUGUGGUUAUCGACGCGAAGCAGGCCGGAGCUAGCACAUGCUGUGGGCUGUAUGGCAUCGCAUGCCUUGAAAAGGCCUCUGAGGGCGCUUGAGAUAAGCAAGAGGAUCCUGAAGUACCUAGCACGUUCUGUUGAGUAUGGCAUUUGGUACAGGGUCAAUGAAGAUGAUCCGAUGAUGGUCGUGUACUCGGACGCCAGUUACGCCCCGGGAGGAGGACGUUCGUUUGGGUCGACAAUGGCUCAGGUUUGUGGUAUGCCGGUGUCAUGGAGGGCGUCUAAGCAACCAAUAAUCACAUUGUCGGUUGCAGAGGCGGAGCUCUACGAGGGGUGCGCGGCAGUGCAGUUGGGACUGGGAGUGAGUGCUCUUUUGUCAGAACUGUCCUGGGAUCCAGUGAUGCACCUGAGGAUCGACAAUGCGGCCGCCCAGGGCUUGGCGAGCGAAUCGCCGGGCACGUGGAAGACCCGGCACCUACGUAUACGAGCCCGCUUUUUACGGCAGGAGGUUGCGGCGCAGCGGCUGGUGAUUUCUCAUGUGUGUGGAAGCUUGCAAAAGGCCGAUUUGGGCACCAAGGGCUUCGACCUGCCAAAGUUCAAGACGCUGAUGGACUUGUGGCAGAUUGUUCCGGGCACGAUCCAAGGAGCUACGAAGGCAGCUUUGAGAACUUUGAGGACGACUAAUCAGUCGGGCAUGCUGUUGUUUGUGGUUAUCUGUCUGUGCCUAGUCAAAGGGGUCCAAGGGAAAGAAGAUUUGCCGUUAGAUGGAUCCAUGGAGUUCUACUUCGUUGCAGUGGUUUCUCUGAUUGCGGCGGUUGGAAUAUGGGAAUUCCUGAAGUAUGUCAAGAAUAAGGAGGAGCUACGCAGACGUGAAGCCGAAGCUGUUUCUCCUACCGUGGUGAAGCAGAGAAACGUUUUCACCUACGCCGACCGGGUGGCAACGAGGCUCCUGGUUCUUGACAAAUACUUGGAGAUGAUCCGGCUCCACAGCAGCUACGAGCAUCUGGCCGACGUCAUCCGCUUCAUCGUAAUCGAUCGUGCCGAGGAGGAGACCCGGGUGGUUUGGUUUUCUGCAGUGGGCUUUUGA